AGCCAGUCCCAGUCAGUUCAUGUGUUUCCUGCUUCUUUUGUCUUUCACAGAUCUGCAAGUUUACAGAGUAGUCUAAUCAACAUGUGAAAUGCAAGCGCUCUCAACGACCCAUUUGUUGCAUAUCAGCAAGUGAAUAUAAAAAAGGAAACCCAGUUUUGGUCUGGAUCAGUUCCCAGCUUCUUUCUUUUGAGUAAGUGAAACUAUUUGACAGUGUGGUGAAAUGGCGCAGCAAGGAAUUCAUAUGGACCAGGAAAGACUCUGCUGUUCCAUCUGCCUGGAUCUACUGAAGGAUCCAGUGACUAUUCCCUGUGGACACAACUACUGUAUGAACUGUAUUAAAAGCUACUGGGAUGAAGAAGAUCAGAAGAAAGUCUACAGCUGUCCUCAGUGCAGACAGACCUUCAGACCGAGGCCUGCCCUGGUGAAAAACACCAUGUUAGCAGAUUUAGUGGAGGAGCUGAAGAAGACAGAACCUCAAGCUGCUCUAGCUAAACACUGCCAUGCCAAACCAGGAGAUGUGGCCUGUGAUCUCUGCACUGGGAGAAAACGUAAAGCUCUGAAGUCCUGUCUGCAGUGUCUGGUCUCUUACUGCGAGGUCCACCUUCAGCCUCACUAUGCAGUGGUUCCAUUGAAGAAACACAAGCUAAUUGAAGCUUCUGCAAAGUUUCAGGAGAACAUCUGCUCUCGUCACAACGAGGUAAUGAAGAUAUUCUGUCGCACUGAUCGACAGUGUAUCUGUUAUCUCUGCUCCAUGGAUGAACAUAAAGGCCAUGACACUGUCGUAGCAGAAGCAGAAAUGACAAAAAGGAAGGGAGAGAUUGGGCCAAGUCGGCAGGAAAUCCAACAGAGAAUCCAGAACCAAGAGAAACAUGCAAAGAUGUUUCAGCAGGAGGUGGAAGCUAUCAAUCGCUCUGCUGACAAAGCAGCAGAGGAAAGUCAAAAGAUGUACACUGAGCUGGUUCUUCUCACUGAGAGAAGUUCUGCUGUGAAGCGGAAGAUCAGAUCCCACCAGGAGAUUGAAGUGAGUCGUUCCAAAGAGCUUCAGGAGAAGUUGGAGCAGGAGAUCGCUGAUCUGAGGAGGAAAGAUGCUGAUCUGGAGGAGCUCUCACACACAGAGGAUCAAACCCAGUUUCUGCGCAAGUUCUACUCACUGCCACACCUCAGUGAAUCUACUAUCAUACCCAGGAUCGAUAGGGAAUGCCCUCUGCGAUACUUUGAGGAUGUGACAACAGCUGUGUCAGAGGCUAGAGCUAAAUCACUGGAAAGUUACAGUAAGAAAUUGAAAAAUAUCGCAAUGAGAGUUACUGAAGUGGAUUUUUUACUUCCACAAGACCCCAAGACAAGAGCUGAGUUUUCACAUUAUGCAGUUCAAAAGCAUCAGUUAAAACCGGAUCCAAACACAGCAAACAUGCAGAUUUUAUUGUCUGACGAUAACAGAAAAGCAACCUCAAUGAGAGAAGAACAGCCAUGUUCAAGUAACUUACUUAGAUUCAUGAACAACUCUCAGGUUCUGAGCAGAGAGAGUCUGACUGGACGGUGUUACUGGGAAGUGCAGUGGAGUGGAUUAGGAGCCUCGAUAGCAGUUGCACAAAAGGAUAUUCCCAGAACAGGAGACGAAAGUAUGUUUGGAAACAAUGACAAGUCUUGGGUAUUAGAGUGUUUACCCAAAGGUAAGGGUUAUAAUUUCAAACAUAACAGUGACAAAAUAUCCAUCUCAGCCCCUCAGGCCUCCAGGAUUGGAGUGUUUGUGGAUUUCAGAGCAGGUAUUCUGAUAUUUUAUAGCAUCUCUGAAUCCAUCACUGUCCUCCACAAAGUCCAGACCACAUUCACUCAGCCACUGUAUGCUGGACUUGGUGUUCGUUAUUUUGGAUCUACAGCUGAGUUUUGUGACAUCAAGUAGAGUUAGAGUGGGUUUUUCCCAGAAACCAUUGUAUAGAUCAGCAAACAGAAAUUGCUUUCACAGAUUAGAUAAUGGUUAAAUUACUGUUAAUGAUAGUUAAUUUAGUAAUAAAUCCAAAAUGAGCAUUUUUCUAUAUGAAACUGUAAUCUUCUGUGUGAUUUAUAAACUGUAGACAUCCUGUUUUUUCUAUAUUUGCACUGUUUGUUGUAAUAUUUUACAUUGCUGUUCUAUUAAUUGUGCCCUAAAGGUCCAGUGUGUAAAUUUAGGAGGAUCUAGAAUCUGCCCUUUUUGGCUACAGACACAAUAGGUCUCCUUUUGUUGAGGCCGCCAUGUUUCAACGGUACAAACCAAACACUGGCUCUAGAUCGGGGUCUGCGCUCGUAAAGAAUGAAACGAGAGAGAAGAAAAAAAAGUGUAGUUAUAUUUGAAUCAUUAGUUUCAUUCAUCAGUAGGAAGAACAUUGAUUUCUCUCCACAGUGCUGACAUACUUGUUCAACAUACUGUUUGUGUGUAUAAAGUCAAUAUGUAGAUGUUAAGAGAAAGACAAUAAAAUAAUUCACUGGUUGGAUAUGUGGACACAAUCAAAUAAUAAAGUUGUUUUGUUUCCAAGAA
This is a messenger RNA of Dicentrarchus labrax (European seabass), 2512 nucleotides long. RefSeq names its product tripartite motif-containing protein 16-like. The transcript has 3 exons. Gene Ontology annotation, molecular function: protein binding; zinc ion binding. The record is from RefSeq and is a predicted model, not a curated record. The coding region runs from base 221 to 1900 and encodes 559 amino acids. Lineage: Eukaryota; Metazoa; Chordata; Actinopteri; Moronidae.